AUGCCUCUUAACGUUCCCCCCGCCAACCGUCUUCUUGACCUUCUCAGCCUGAAAGAUAGGGUCGUUAUCAUCACCGGCGCCGCAGGCCCUCAGGGAAUCGGCAUCGAGGCAGCCCGCGGCUGCGCAGAGAUGGGCGCCAACGUUGCUAUCACCUACACCUCGCGAAAGGACGAAGCCGACGCCAAUAUUAUUGAACUGUCGAGCAACUACAAUGUCAAAGCCAAAGCAUACCACUGCGAUAUCUCCAACUUUGGCAGCGUCGAGCAGCUCGUUAAAGAUGUGAUCCGGGAGUUUGGUCAAGUCGACGCUUUCAUUGCAAAUGCCGGGGCUGUCCAUCACAGUACCAUGCUUGAUGCUUCAAGGGAAGACUGGGACAGAAUCAUCAAUAUCAACCUUAACGGCACGGCGUAUUGUGCCCAAGUCAUCGGGCCCUACUUUCGAGAACAGGGCUAUGGCUCCUUUGUCAUCAAUGCCAGCAUCGGUGGGCAUAUCGCCACUAUGCCAGUUGAAUUCGCAAGCUAUAAUGUUGCUAAGGCAGGUUGCGUUCACCUGGCCAAAAUUCUGGCUAACGAGUGGCGUGGCUUUGCGAGGGUCAAUAGCAUCUCACCAGGAUAUAUUGAUACUGGCUUGGCUGGAGGCAUUGGGGAUGACCUUCUGGAUGCUUGGAAUAGCAUGAUUCCGAUGGGCCGACAAGCGGACCCUAAGGAGUUGAAGGGGGCGUUUGUUUACCUCGUCAGUGAUGCCAGUUCUUAUACCACUGGGGCGGACAUUCUCAUCGAUGGAGGGUAUACUGUCCGAUGA
Molecule: messenger RNA, 801 nt
Organism: Penicillium samsonianum
Lineage: Eukaryota; Fungi; Ascomycota; Eurotiomycetes; Eurotiales; Aspergillaceae
Product: L-xylulose reductase
Exons: 1
Coding region: 1-801 (266 amino acids)
Source: RefSeq, a predicted model, not a curated record